Molecule: messenger RNA, 6710 nt
Organism: Manihot esculenta (cassava)
Lineage: Eukaryota; Viridiplantae; Streptophyta; Magnoliopsida; Malpighiales; Euphorbiaceae
Exons: 3
Coding region: 84-1382 (432 amino acids)
Biological process (GO): DNA repair; base-excision repair, AP site formation
Cellular component (GO): nucleus
Molecular function (GO): 8-oxo-7,8-dihydroguanine DNA N-glycosylase activity
Source: RefSeq, a predicted model, not a curated record
UACACUCGUGCUGCGCAGUCCGCAGUCAAGAAGGAACUACUUCGACAAAAAAAACAAGGAACUAAAGAUUUAGUUAGAGAGGAAUGGGAGAGAAGAAAGGAGGAGGAGAAGGUGUAGUAUUGUUAGAGGUUCCACUGGGAGAUGCAGCAGAGACCUUUGAUUUAGAGAAGACGAUAUGCAGCCAUGGAUUAUUCAUGAUGUCUCCCAACCAUUGGGAUUCUCUCUCUCGAACCUUCUCUCGCCCUCUGCGUCUCAAUCAUCCUCCGCAUUCCCUCAUGGUCUCCAUCUCCCAUCCCUCCGAUCUUCCCCAUUCUCUCCUCGUGCGCGUCCACGGCGUACGCUCUCUCUCCUCACUUGAUCGAGCGUCGCUUCUGGGUCAGGUCGUGAGGAUGCUCAGAUUGUCGGAUACAGACGAGUGGAAUGUUAGAGAGUUUAGAAAGAUUGCAGCUGCAUUGGAAGAGGAGGAGUGUGAUUGGAUUAAAGGUUUCGGUGGAAGAGUGUUCAGAUCCCCUACUUUAUUUGAGGACAUGGUCAAGUGCAUUCUCCUCUGCAAUUGCCAAUGGUCAAGGACUCUAAGCAUGGCUAGAGCUCUUUGUGAGCUUCAACCGGAACUGCAGCUUCAAUCAUGCAGUAUGAAUGCAAGCACCAAGAAUGAACAAAGUGACACAAAUAAUUUCAUUCCUAAAACACCUGCUGGGAAAGAUUCCAAGAGGAAGCUCAGAGUGUCGAGAGUGUCCACAAGUUUAACAAAUAAGUUGCUGGGCAUGGAGAUGGAUUUGGAAGCUGAUACUUGCUUGACAAUGGAUGAUGCGCAAAUGAAGAUGGCAAAUUUGAGCCCAAACUUCUCGCUUAGUUGUAUAGAAGGUGAUUCCUCCGAUACCUGCAUAUCAUGUGAGGAAGUAAAUGAAUUUUACGAAAACAGUUCCUCUGCAACUUCUGGUCUUCAAUCUCACGAGGGGACACUUCACUUCGCACGCCAACCAAUUUAUAAUUUUCCAAGUCCAAGGGAACUAGCAAACCUUGAUGAAAGAUUUUUGGCAAAGCGCAGUGGACUUGGCUAUAGAGCAGGUCGAAUAAUAAAACUCUCACAGGAUAUUGUUGAAGGGAGGAUUCCAAUGGGGGAACUUGAGGAAGUUUGCAGUGGAGGGAGCUUAUCCACUUAUAGUAAAUUGGCUGAUCAGCUCAGAGUAAUUGACGGAUUCGGUCCUUUCACGCGAGCAAAUGUGCUUAUGUGCAUGGGAUUUUAUCAUGUUAUUCCUACCGACUCUGAAACAGUGAGGCAUCUAAAACAGUGCAGGUCCAUGCCAAAAAUUCCACAAUUCAAACAGUUCAAAGGGAUGUUGAAAAGAUAUACGGAAAAUAUGCACCCUUCCAAUUCUUAGCCUACUGGUAUGUCAUGCAGUAGCCCUGAUGUAAUGAGGCUCUUUCGACCUUUUCUCCAAUCCAAGUUAGAGGAAAAAUAUUUGAGAAUCAGGAGUCUAGAACGGGGAGCUUUUUUUUCAAAUCAUGCAUAAUAUAAAAAUUAUUUAUCAAAUGCAUAAUACACAAAUAUUUUCAGAUUAUAUGCGUCAAAGAUGACUGCCGAACAUGCAUGUUCGACUCUAUUGGUAUCGAAUAAACCAUUGUUCGACACACGGGAGGUCUCUAUCACGGAAGCUCACCGAACUGCUCCCGUCUGUCCACAGAAUCAAAUGCUCAAGUUUGGCAUUUUAAGUGCCGAACUAGCCACAACGGCUACUUCGGCACUUUAAGUGCUGGACAUGCUCUCGGCACUCUCAAUUCGCACAUGUCAGUUAUUAGAAUUAAACUAAAUAUGCUCUAAUAUUGAAUAGGUUAAGGUGUUGUUGUCAAAGUCUAUAUUUUAGACAUUUAUUUAAAUUUGUGAUUCAAUAAUUUAUAAUUACAAACAAAUCCGUUAAUUAAGAUAAUACAAGCCAACAAUAAAACUAAUAUGAGACAUGAAAACCCACAAGAAUUUAUAAUACAAACUUAAGUCAAAACAACAUAGGGGAAUAGGCUCAAAUAAAUAUAAACAAAAUAAACAUAAUGGAUAUAAUUUAAUUGAAACGUAUUUUUACAUAUAUAUACAGUUUACAUGUCAAUUAUGAUCACCAGUCCCACAGCCUGAAUGUCUCCUCUCAUGUGGAGCUCGUAAACGACCUUACCAUGGUCCCAGUGCUAGGAAUUGUUAAGGAUCCAGAUCAUUUUGUGUCAUUGGCGCAUUGAGAUUUGGAGUGCGCAACCAAACAAACUGACACCAACAUGCCCAUACCCUAAUCCAGCACUAUACUCUGCAAACAUACGUUCUCUAGUACCGUCUAACAUGUAAUACUACCUAGAAGUAGAAGGCUCAUGCAUAGGCUCUGAUGGAAAUGCAGAAUACAUCGAUCCUAAUGGUGUAUAUGGUGCCCCAUAAGGACCGGUCAUAAAUGAAGGGGAUGUAGUUGAUAUCGAAGGUUUCGACAUCCAUCCCGUGAAUUGAUUCUGAGAAGGAUAAAACGUGGAUGUCACAUGAGUUGAACUCGGUGGCACAUGAGAUGAACUUGGUGCAUCCUGAUCAUGCGUGGACUCAUGAUACUGUAUCGGGGGAGACACUGGAUGCACAUCCCUCUCUUGCCACUUGUGCCUGAUCGCUUCUACGACCCCUAGCAUGACCACGACUCCUACCUCUAGUGCCACGUGAACUGGAAUAAGUGGGUCAUCAGGGUCGGUCAGCUGUGCUAGGUGGUGCAUCAGAUGCUGGAUGUAGAGCUGGCAACUGUCUACCGUCUCUCUUCCAUCAUACAAAAAGAUACGAAUGGUAUAAGGUCGCAAAUAGCUGUUAUGCUCCCAGUGGUCAGAUUGGUAGCAAUAGUAUACAUAUACUAAGACAUCUUCUAAAAUAGAUAUAAAAAAUUAUAUUAUUUAAAAGAGACUGGUGUUAUUUAAAAUAACAUAAAAAUUAUAAAUUUUUUACUCCUGAUUCUAUUGCCGCUCUUUUAAUGGAAAUUCAGCGUUUAAACACCCUACGGUACCACUCCAUAUACUCCGAAUGAAAAUGGAGUGACUCUGUUGCUGGCGGUUCAGUAACUAUUCUUCGAUCUCGGGUGUUUCAGCGCGCGAUUUAAUGUGAAUGCACUUCUACCCAAUUAGUGUCGCUCUUCCGCAAAUCAAAAUUAUGCAGUGCAGCAGAUUAUAGUGGUUCAGCUAGAAUAUGUUGCUGCAUACCAAACUGUGGCAUACCAAACUGUCGUAUGAAACGAUCUAGCUGAUGCCACUCUCUAAUGUGAAAGAAUACUAGUGGGAUAACAGCUCUCCAAAUUUCUCAUCCUUACAGUAUUCGGGCCCUGACUCAAUCAGGGGCUUCAGUACAUGACACAUUUUAAUGUUAUACACAAAUUAAUGUAGCAUUAAAAUAUUAAUUUUAUUUAACAGUAUUACCUACUCGGGCAAUAGUCGAUCUAAUUGAUAACGCAGCUCCACUAGUAUGUGGGUGACAACCUCAGUAAUCUGUCUAGCAUUACUCCACUCGUAGAAUACAUUAUAUUAUCAAAUAUUUCUUUAAAUAUUAAAUUAAAAAAAAUAAGUAAAAAAUAUUAUAAUAUCAACUACUUGCUCCCUAAGAGAGCAUCAUGAUGUGGUAUUCGGUUAGUGUCGGCGAUACUGCUGUAAUACGGUCCCAUGCCCAUAUUUGAAGUAUGAACAAUGGACCAUCCAUCUUCAUAAUGUCAGAAUUUGUCGCCUUAUACAAUUGUCUGUACAACCAUGUCAGACAUGCUCACCCCAGCUAUAAUUGUCUGCUUCUUUCAGAUCGGCCAGCAACAGUAAAAGCAUGAGAUUCACACAAGAAGCAAAUGUAUGACCCUUUAUAACAUCUGUUUUCAGUGAUACAUCUGCUUCUCGUGUGAAUCUCAUGUUUUUACUGUUGCUGGCUGAUUUGGAAGAAGCCGGCAAUUAUAGCUGGGGUGGAACAUGUCUGGCAUGGUUGUACAGACAAUUGUGUAAGGCGACAAAUCCUGACAUUAUGUAGAUGGCUGGUCCAUUAUUUAUACUUCAAAUAUGGGCAUGGGACCGUAUUACAACAGUAUCGCCGACACUAGCUAACCAAGUACCAUAUCACGAUGCUCUCUUAAGCAGAAGGUAGGUGAUAUUAUAAUAUUUUUUACUUAUUUUUUUAAUUUAAUAUUUAAAGAAAUAUUUGAUAAUAUAAUGUAUUCUACAGGUGGAGUGAUACUCGACAGAUUACUGAAGUUGUCAACUAUGUACUAGUGGAAUUGCGUUAUCAAUUAGAUCGACUAUUGCCCGAGCAGGUAAUACUGUUAAAUAAAAUUAAUAUUUUAAUGCUACAUUAAUUUAUAUAUAACACUUAAAUGUUAAUUUCAGGUCGCUCCUCGAAUACUGUCGCGAAGGACAAGGAAUUUGGAGAGCUGUUAGUAUGCUUUCACAUUAUAGAGUGACAUCAGCUGGAUCGUGUCAUGCAACAGUUUGGUAUGCAGCAGCAUAUUCCAGCUGAACCACUAUAAUCUGCUGCACCGCUGAUUUUGAUUUGCAGAAAAGCGACACUAAUUGGGCAGAAGUGCAUUCACAUUGGAUUGCAUGUUGAAACACUCAAGAUGGAAGAGUAAUAAUUACUGGACCGCCAGCAACAAAGACACUCUAUUUUCAUUAAAGUGGUACCGUAGGGUGUCCAGAUGCUGGAUUUCUAUUAAAGGAGUGGCAAUGGAAUCAGAGGUAAAAAAUUUAUAAUUUUUAUGUAAUUUUAAAUAAUACCAGCCUCUUUUAAAUUGUACAAUUUUUUAUAUCUAUUGCAGGAGAUGGUCUUGAGCAUAUGUAUGCUAUUGCUACCAACUCGACCGGUCUUGAGCAUAUGUAUGCUAUUGCUACCAACUCGACCACUGGGAGCAUGACGGCUAUUUGCGACCUUAUACAGUCCGUAUCUUUUUGUACGAUGGAAGAGAGACAACAUACACAGUUGCCAGCUCCACAUCCAGCACCUCCUAGCACAGCUGACUCAGAUGACCCACCUAUUCUAGAGUCAGUUUCACGUGGCACUAGGAGUAGGAGUCGUGGUCAUACUAGGGGUCGUAGAAGCGAUCAGGCACAAGCAGCACGAGUUGAGAGGGAUGUGCAUCCAGUGCCUCCCCUGAUACAGUAUCAUGAGUCCACGCAUAAUCAGAAUGCACUAAGUUCAUCUCAUGUGCCAUCGAGUUAAUCUCAUGUGACAUUAUGUUUUAUCCUUCUCAGAAUCAGUUCAUGGGAUGGAUGUCGGGACCUUCGAUAUCGACUACAUCUCCUUCAUUUAUGACCGGUCCUUAUAGUGUACCAUAUACACUAUUAGGAUCGAUGUUUCUUGCAUUUUCAUUAGAGCCUUCUACUUCUAGGCAGUAUUAGAGGUCAGACGGUACGACAGAGCAUAUGUUUGCAUGGUAUAGUGCUGAAUUGGGGUGGGCAUGCUAGUGUCAGUUUGUUUGGUCAGUCUGAUCUAUUUGCGGCUGAGGUGCGCACUCCAGAUCUCAAUGCGCCGACGACACAGGAUGAUUUGGAUCCUCAACAAUUCCUAGCACCGGGACCAUGGCAAGGUCAUUUACAGGCUCCACAUGAGAGGAGACACUUGGGCUCCACACGAGAGGAGACACUCAGGCUGUGGGACUGGUGAUCAUAAUUAACAUGUAAACCGUAUGUAUGUAAAAAUGUGUUUCAAUUAAAUUAUAUCAAUUAUGUUUAUUUUGUUUGUAUUUAUUUGAGCUUAUUCCCCUAUGUUGUUUUGACUUAAGCUUGUAUUAUGGAUUCUGGUGGGCUUUCAUGUCUCAUAUUAGUUUUAUUGUUGGCUUGCAUUAUCUUAAUUAACGGAUUUGUUUAUAAUUACAAAUUAUUGAACCAAAUUCUGCACGAAUUAAAUAAAUGUCUAAAAUAUGGACUUUGACACCACCACCCUAACCUAUUCAAUAUUAGAGCAUAUUUAAUUUAAUUAUAAUAACCGAAAGAUGCGCAUUGAGUGUGUCGAACUAGCCAUUGGCUAACCGAGGAUUUAAACAUGUUUGGCACUCAAAGUGCCGAAGUAGCUGUUGUGGCUAGUUGAGUGCCGAAUUUGAGCAUUUGAGUCUGUCCAGCACUGGACAGAUGUCAAGGAGGUGAUAGCUUGUCCAGCACUUAAAGUGCUGGAUAGGCAUGUUCGGCAACUACGUAUGCUACUACAGGAGCAGUUCAGUGAGUUCGAACAUGCCUCUUUGACACACAGAAUCCAAAAAUAUUUUCGGAUUCUGCACGAUGUAAUAAAUAAUUUUUAUAUCCUAUUUCUCAGCUCGAUAAAACGUCUUACACACAUCAUAAUUGCGAGAAAUAUUCCUUUUACCAGAGUAUAAAAACUCCAAAUAAUUCAUUAAUUCUUUAACAAAUUCAUAGUGAUUGAUAAUACUGAUUACCUCACUAUGAAUGGAAUUUCGAAUCUGGAAAAAUAAUCGAGUAUCAUCCCUGAUCCAAUCUUUUCUAGUAUCAUCAGUUGGAGGAUCAUUAGUAAGAUGAUCAUCCAUUUCGAUACUUCAUAAAUAAAUACGGAUAGUCUUAUUCCAAUCUAGAAAAUUAGACCCAUUUAAUUUGUGUUUGGUGAUUUUAGUCAUUACCGGAAUCACAUCAGCUUUAGUGUUUUUAAUUUCAGCUAUGAAAACAACUCAUCGAAAGCUGACCAUAGAAAGACAAAAAAGAUGUGAACAGUACCAGAAUGCGAUCCAAAU